Messenger RNA from Ostreobium quekettii, 2085 nucleotides. The record is from the annotation of a GenBank genome assembly. NCBI's taxonomy places the organism in Eukaryota, Viridiplantae, Chlorophyta, Ulvophyceae, Bryopsidales, Ostreobiaceae.
AUGGCAAUGGCAACGGAGCGGGCUCCCGGCGCCGCAUGUCCCAAACGCCCAUUCCCCCGGCUGGUGGCUCCUCCACGGGCGCUGACGAAUCGGCGGCCUGGCGGGAGGGGUGCGAGGACGAUGCUGGCCGUGGGGCCGAUUGCCCUGCGAAGGGCGAACCGGGCGGUCGUGAUGGCCGCGGCCGUCGAGCGGCAGACGCUAGCGUCGUCGAUCGACGCCGAUGACGGGCUGGAGAUAACUUUCGACGACGGGCAGGACCCCCAGGCCACCCUGGUGCUUGUGAAGGGGGAGGAUUGCUCGGGCCUGCUGGAACCGCUCUCUGUGGCUCUGAGGAAUCAGGACUUGGUGAUUCUGUCCGCGACGGUUAACCGGACGGACGGCGUCUUCAGGGUCACCAACCAGGACGACACUAAGAUUGACACAAACACCUGGGAGGACUGUCGCGAGAAGAUUCAAAAAGACCUCAUGGCUGCAAAGAUCUUCAGCACCCAGCCAUUGGUCUAUGGCAUAGAGCUGGGAGAAGGGAAGCCAAUCAAGCCCAUCGCAUCUGGGUUUCAGAUGGGCAAUGUUGACACCCUACGUCAGACUGCUGAGGAGGUGGCUCAGGCGGCACUUACAUUGGCCAAUAUUGAAAGGGAGAUAGUGGAGAUCAUGUCCAAUGGGGGCGAUGUUUCAGCGUUGACCGUCAAGGAGGCAGAUCGAGCCACGGCUGCUGCCCUGUUGGACAGGCCGCUGCUUCAACUGGAGGCCAUGCUGGCCAUGAGAAGGGCACCUGAGAAACCCAAAGAGCCAGAGGCUGCCCGCGGUGGUGGCGCAGAUCUGCGCUUUCAGGCCGGCGGUGGUACAAGUACUGGGCCAGCCUCAGGAAAUGGCUAUGAGAUCCUUCUCCAGGGAUUCAACUGGGAAUCACACCACCAGGACUGGUACAACAUCAUUGCCAAUCAGGCCCAUGACAUUGCCAAAUUGGGUUUCACAGCUGUGUGGAUGCCGCCACCGAGUGAUUCUGUCAGUCCACAGGGUUACCUCCCUCGAGAUUUGUACUGCCUGCACUCUGGCUAUGGAUCUGAGGCAGAACUGCGGCAUGCCAUAUCCAGCAUGCACCAGAACGGCCUCAAGGUGCUUGCAGACGUGGUGGUAAAUCACAGGUGUGCGUCGGAGCAAGGGGAGGGAGGAAAGUGGAACAAGUUUGGCGGGCGGUUGCCAUGGGAUGCCAGCGCAAUAUGCACAGGUAACCCAGAAUGGAAUGGAAGAGGCAAUCCAAAGCAAGGAGAUGAGUAUGCCGCUGCUCCCAAUAUCGACCAUUCGAAUCCAAGCAUCAGGGAGGACAUCACCAAAUGGAUGAAGUUCCUGAGGCAGAGUAUCGGCUUUGAUGGUUGGCGCUUCGACUUUGUGAAGGGGUAUCCAGGCACAUACCUGCGUCAGUACAUCGAUGGCACUGUGCCGGAGCUGGCCAUCGGCGAGUUCUGGGACAGCUGCGAUUACACAGACAGUGUGCUGAACUACAAGCAGGAUCACCACCGCCAGCGCACUGUGAGCUGGUGCGAUUCCACUGGGGGCACAUCGGCGGCCUUCGAUUUCACCACCAAGGGGAUUCUUCAGGAGGCGGUGGGGAGGCAGGAAUAUUGGCGCCUUGUGGAUCCUGAGGGCCGUCCGUCGGGCAUGGUGGGCCUGUGGCCCUCACGAGCUGUGCUGUUCAUCGACAACCACGACACGGGAUCCACACUGCAGCACUGGCCCUUCCCGACUCACGCCCUGGCUGAGGGCUAUGCGUACAUCCUGACACACCCUGGGACGCCGUGCGUGUUCUACGACCACCUGUGGCAGGAGGCCGACGGCCUGAAGGGCUGCAUUGAGGACCUCCUGCGCAUAAGAAAGGCGAAUGAAAUCCACUGCAGGUCCGCCAUUAAGAUCUUCCAGGCAACUGCGGACGUCUACAGCGCGGUGAUCGACGGCCGCGUCGCCAUGAAAAUCGGGCCUGGCGAUUGGUCUCCGAAUCACGACGACGGCGUGGCAAAGGGCUUUGGCCAGAAGGACUGGAAAAUGGCGGCGUCUGGCCGCAAUUUCGCGGUGUGGGAGGGGAAUUAG